Molecule: messenger RNA, 1444 nt
Organism: Gossypium arboreum
Lineage: Eukaryota; Viridiplantae; Streptophyta; Magnoliopsida; Malvales; Malvaceae
Product: putative transcription factor bHLH086
Exons: 4
Coding region: 439-1206 (255 amino acids)
Biological process (GO): regulation of transcription by RNA polymerase II
Cellular component (GO): nucleus
Molecular function (GO): DNA-binding transcription factor activity, RNA polymerase II-specific; protein dimerization activity; RNA polymerase II cis-regulatory region sequence-specific DNA binding
Source: RefSeq, a predicted model, not a curated record
AGGUGCAGAAGUGAAGAGGAAGUAGUGUGGGAAGCAGCACCCUCAAAUCAAAAACUAGGAAUUUGAGAGUCACAGACGUGGGGUUUGAGAAAAAUCCGCCGACCCUUAUGCCGCUCCGACUUUCGCAUUCCUUUUCCUUUGAUCUUCUAUCACCUUCAAUUCUAUAUUUAUUCUCCUCUGCCAGCUAACAAUCCCGAUACAUACAAUCACAUUUUUAUAUACAUAUUUAUAUCUCUUGAUAACUACUUAAAGACUUCUUUAAAGUAUUUUCAAUAUCUUCUUGUUUAAAAAAUUGAAUGAAACCCAUCAUUAUUAAUAUUUAGUCUAACUGUAUGAAUCUCUACAUAUAUAUAGGUCUUGUAUGGAAGUUGUUUUUCUGCAUAUAUGUAUGCCUUCGAACUAUUAGCUUGAACUAGUCUAGCUCUAUCCCUUCUUCCAAUGGCACUUGCAAAGGAUCCUAUCUGCUCCGUUCAAACCUCAACCUUGUUGGAGGAUGGUUCUGAUGGUUUCAUUUUCCAGGCUGUGCAUUAUCAACCUGAGCAACCUCAUUCUUUGAUAAACUUCAAGGACUCAGGGUAUGAUAACUUCAUUCAUAGCACUAAUGGAUCUUUGCUUAGCUUUGAACAAAAUGAGAAGGGUCGGCAGCACACUACUUGCUUGAGAACUAGUGGUUACAAACAUGGUCACUCAAUGGUGGACCAAUGGGAUCCUCGGGCUGUGGAAGAUUUUAGCUGCUUUGAAACUGCUAGCAAUGGAGAUUGGCUAUACUACGAUGAAGCUGUGUUUGCUGAUAGCAGCAGCAUCCAGGAUCCAGGCUCACCAGCAGCUGAUCUCAAGCGUCCCCAUAUGGGAGGGAGCAAUCAAGCUUUGAAGAAACAAUGCACUAAUGAAACUAAAAAGGGAAAAACUAAGUCAGAACCAUCAAAGGAACCCCAAAGUAUUGCGGCCAAGAAUCGCCGUGAGAGGAUUAGUGAAAGGUUGAAGAUACUACAAGAACUGGUACCCAAUGGCUCCAAGGUUGAUCUGGUUACCAUGCUAGAGAAAGCAAUUAGCUAUGUCAAGUUUCUUCAGUUGCAAGUAAAGGUGUUGGCAACAGAUGAAUUUUGGCCUGUUCAAGGUGGGAAAGCACCUGAUAUUUCUCAAGUAAGAGAAGCCAUUGAUGCUAUACUUUCAUCCCAGAAACAAAGGAACUCCACUUCAGAAUAGAGGGUUGUGGCAGAAGAUUCUUAAAACACAAUUUUAGAUUAAUAUUAGUAUAAUUCCAAGUUUCUGGGCAAAGAAAAGUUCAGUUUUUGAAUGUUAGUGAUGCUGAGUGAAACAAACAAAAAGAUUGAGAAUCUGAUUGGAGCAAAAUUGAAGGUAUUAUUUGUAUUUGUAAUGGAAAUUUUCAUUUAUUUAUCUAAUUUUAAACUAAGAUAUUCAUUCUUAUCUUAGUUUCAUUUCA